UGGGCCCACAUCUGGUAGUGGGAGGGCUGCGCCGUGCUCGUCCCGCUGCUUCGCUCUCCUCCUUUGCUUUCCAGAAGUGCAUUUCCGCCCGGCCAUAGGAGGAGACGAGGCUGUCACAGGGGCAGGCUCUGCCCCACGCCGAGGGGUCUGGCAGCGCGGCACCAAGCAAUGCCCCAGAGCAGCAAAGGCGGCACGGGGAGAGAGCGGCCCUGCCCCAGAGGGUGCUGCUGCAGCAUGGAGGGAUUUUGGACACUCGGAGUCUUGCUGCUCUCCUGCCUGCUGAUUCCCAACCCUGUGAGCAGCCAGACCAGCCCCAACCCUGACCAGCAUCCAGCGGAGCCCGAGGAGGUCCCAUCCAAGCACCAGGCAGUCAGGGCCACACAGGAGCAGAAGGACAGCGGUGCCCAGGAGGAGCUGCCCCCACGGCCCCACUGCGUCCGCUGCUGCGAGCCACCCGAACACCGCUUCUACCCCCGGUACCAGCCCCAGAUCAACAUGACCAUCUUGAAAGGUGAGAAGGGAGAACGCGGUGAGCGGGGCAUGCAGGGGAAGUUCGGCAAGACAGGGGUGGCCGGCAGCAGGGGCCACACGGGGCCCAAAGGACAGAAGGGCAGCGCAGGCGCCCCGGGGGAACGCUGCAAGAGCCACUACGCUGCCUUCUCGGUGGGCCGCAAGAAACCCCUGCACAGCAACGAUUACUACCAAACCCUCAUCUUCGACACGGAGUUCGUCAACCUCUACGACCACUUCAACAUGUUCACGGGGAAGUUCUACUGCUACGUCCCCGGGAUCUACUAUUUCAGCCUGAACGUGCACACCUGGAACCAGAAGGAGACCUACCUGCACAUCAUGCGCAACGGAGCCGAGGUGGUGAUCCUUUAUGCGCAGGUGAGCGACCGCAGCAUCAUGCAGAGCCAGAGCGUCAUGCUGGAGCUGCGUGAGCAGGAUGAGGUCUGGGUGAGGCUCUACAAGGGCGAGCGUGAGAACGCUGUCUUCAGUGAUGAGUAUGACACUUACAUCACUUUCAGUGGGCACCUCAUCAAGUACAGCGGGGACCCAUGAGUCCUACACCCCCAUCCCGCUCCCUGGGGUGGGGGCCUGCAGAGGCCCUGCUGCUCCCCUUCCUGGGCACGCCACUCUCCUUCCAGCUCUCUUGCUACAUACCACUACCCCCAGCUGUGUGAAUACUUCCCCCCCCCCCCACUCCCCUCAGCUCCUGGAAGUUGAUUGAGUGCACUUGGAGGAGAUGGAGACAUUUGUAACCUCUGCCGUAUCCCUGACCCAAGGGCUGGCUGCUCACCUGGAGCAGGCAGGGACCUCGUCCCCACCUGUGCCAGGCUCAGGGCUGGGUGUGCUGGGUGUCCGUGGCACUGGCUCGUAAGCUGGCACCUGCUGGAGUGAUGUGAGCACCUCUGCUGCCAACCCCCACCAAUGCACUUGAUGAAUGGGGGGGAGCAGUUAUAAAGCCACUGAACAUCGCUUCUGCAGAGCUGUGUCCCCUGGGCUGGUGCUUCCCCAGGGCAGAGCAAGCAGCAGGUGGGUGCAGCAGCCCUCUCAUGUCAGUUCCCUCGCUGUGCCCCGUGCCACAGCCACAUCUCGAUGCCAGCACCCAUCGGGAAGAGCUGGCUCCCAGCUGCCCGACAUGCAGGGCCUUCAGCCUCAGCCCCAUCCUUCUCAUCUGGAGAUCUGCUGGGCAGGCUUUUUGUUUUUGUAGACGCACUGGCAGUGCAGGGCCGGGGGCUGCCUCCCCCUCCGUACACUUGUGAUCGCAUUAAACACCCCACGGGUUCGGUUCCUACUCA
Molecule: messenger RNA, 1802 nt
Organism: Centrocercus urophasianus (Greater sage-grouse)
Lineage: Eukaryota; Metazoa; Chordata; Aves; Galliformes; Phasianidae
Gene: C1QTNF1
Product: C1q and TNF related 1
Exons: 4
Coding region: 169-1062 (297 amino acids)
Molecular function (GO): protein binding
Source: RefSeq, a predicted model, not a curated record